CCCACCUCUUUGCAGGUUCUGCCCCUUUGGCUUCACUGCUAUCAAUAGCCAACACCCUACAUAUAAAAGUCAACCCAUCGUCCUUUUAGCUUUUAGAGGCAGUGGCGGCAUCAACCAGAAAAAUGUCUACAAGCAAAAGUAAGAAGUUCUACGACCUGGCAGCAAAGCUCCUAACCGGAGAACCUUUUAAUUUCGCGUCUCUUCAGAAUAAAGUGGUGCUUAUCGAGAAUGUGGCGUCUCUUUGAGGCACAACCACCAGGGACUACACCCAGAUGAACGAACUCCAUGAGCGAUACGCUGACAAGGGGCUGGUGAUUCUGGGAGUGCCCUGCAAUCAAUUCGGACAUCAGGAGAACUGCAAGAACGAAGAGAUCCUGAUGUCCUUGAAGUAUGUCCGUCCAGGAAAUGGCUUUGAGCCCAAGUUCCAGCUCCUUGAGAAGGUUGAUGUGAAUGGGAAGGACGCUCACCCCUUGUUCGUGUAUCUGAAGGAGAAGUUGCCGUUUCCAAGCGAUGAGGCCACAGCCUUGAUGAACGACCCAAAGUGCAUCAUCUGGAGUCCAGUUUGCAGAAAUGACAUCUCCUGGAACUUUGAGAAGUUCCUCAUUGGGCCAGACGGAGAGCCAUUCAAGCGCUACAGCAGAAGUUUCUUGACCAGCAACAUUGAGGGUGACAUUAAGAAGCUUCUAGACAUGGCAAAGUAAUCCAUCCCAGUGAAAAUCAAGACAAUGAGUUGUUAGCAUUUCAAGCUUGUCACACCUUGGAAAAUAUGAAUUGGCCUUAAUACAAAGCAGACUGGACUUUCCACUGCAAUUAAUAAAAUAAAUAUCCUCAUGCAAAUUUAGUACCUGUGUGGUAGCAGCACUAGCAUCCAUUGUCCUUUCAAAUCAUAUGCCAUGCUCUUAAUGUGCAAAAUGCUGCUGUGUUCUGAACUUUUAUUAAAUGAAGACAUCCUUUGAAACCAAACCUUUUGUGAGAGGGAUAUCUGAUGUAAUAUAAAAGUCUUAAUAAUAGUUGCACUGGGCCAUAUAGAGCAUAGCUGUGUUUUACAAGUUGACCAAAUAAAUGUUCUUGACUUUA
Molecule: messenger RNA, 1077 nt
Organism: Esox lucius (northern pike)
Lineage: Eukaryota; Metazoa; Chordata; Actinopteri; Esociformes; Esocidae
Gene: gpx1b
Product: glutathione peroxidase 1b
Exons: 2
Biological process (GO): response to hydrogen peroxide; response to selenium ion; hydrogen peroxide catabolic process
Cellular component (GO): mitochondrion; cytosol
Molecular function (GO): glutathione peroxidase activity
Source: RefSeq, a predicted model, not a curated record